AGUGACGUCACCUCAAGCGAGAAGGAAGCGGAGCGCUUGCUGGAAGCUGUCACACAGUAGUUGUGGCGAAAGCAAGAGAACCCUUUCCGCACGCGCGCACCCAACUGUUGCGCUACACGGACAAACGGCACGGCAGAAAAAGAACGUUGUAGUUAUCUGACAGCAACUUCCACAUACUCUGCGGGGAAUUAUUCUCUCCUGUUUCUGCGAUGGCUGAUGUCAUACAAAGCAACGAGCAAUCCUCUUCUGACGUUGCAAAUCGAUUCGCCCGUAAAGGUGCUUUGAGGCAGAAAAACGUCCAUGAAGUGAAAAACCACAAAUUUAUUGCGAGGUUUUUCAAGCAGCCGACUUUCUGCAGUCACUGCACUGACUUUAUUUGGGGGUUUGGGAAGCAAGGAUUUCAGUGCCAAGUGUGCUGUUUUGUGGUCCAUAAACGUUGCCAUGAAUUUGUCACAUUCUCAUGCCCUGGAGCUGAUAAAGGGCCAGACACAGAUGACCCUAGGAGCAAGCACAAAUUUAAGAUCCACACCUAUGGCAGUCCUACAUUUUGUGAUCACUGUGGAUCUCUUCUAUAUGGACUCAUACACCAAGGGAUGAAAUGUGACUCUUGUGAUAUGAACGUCCAUAAGCAAUGUGUGAUGAAUGUGCCAAGCCUUUGUGGAACAGACCACACAGAGAGACGAGGACGUCUUUACUUGAAGAUUGAGGUGAUAGGAGACAAAAUGCAUGUCACAGUUGGGGAAGGCAAGAACUUGAUUCCAAUGGACCCAAAUGGAUUGUCCGAUCCAUAUGUAAAACUCAAGUUGAUUCCAGACCCUAAACAUGAGACAAAACAGAAAACAAAAACCAUCCGUUCUUCCCUGAAUCCGGCUUGGAAUGAGUCAUUUACAUUUAAGCUGAAGCCAGCAGAUAAGGACCGUCGGCUGUCUGUGGAGGUUUGGGACUGGGACAGAACCACCCGUAAUGAUUUCAUGGGCUCAAUGUCUUUUGGUGUGUCCGAGCUCAUGAAAUCCUCAGUGUGUGGAUGGUAUAAAAUGUUAAACCAGGAGGAGGGGGAGUACUACAAUGUGCCCAUUCCAGAUGAAGAUGAUGAGAAUACAGAGCUCCGACAGAAGUUUGAGAAAGCCAAAUUGGGUCCAACCAAAAAAAAUAUCACUCCUUUGGAUGACAGUGGGUCUACCUUACCCUCAAGCAGUUUGGACAGUGUCAAGCUCACAGACUUUAAUUUCUUGGCAGUAUUGGGAAAAGGCAGUUUUGGAAAGGUGAUGCUGGCUGAGAUGAAGUCUACUGAUGAACUUUAUGCUAUAAAGAUCCUAAAGAAGGAUGUGGUCAUUCAGGAUGAUGAUGUUGAAUGCACCAUGGUGGAGAAGCGGGUUCUGGCUCAGCAGGACAAACCUCCAUUCCUCACCCUGCUUCACUCCUGCUUUCAGACUGUGGAUCGUCUGUAUUUUGUGAUGGAGUAUGUUAAUGGUGGGGAUCUGAUGUACCACAUCCAGCAAGUGGGCAAAUUUAAGGAGCCCCAAGCAGUGUUCUACGCUGCAGAGAUUGCUGUUGGACUUUUUUUCUUGCACAAGAAAGGAAUCAUAUACAGAGAUCUAAAAUUAGAUAAUGUCAUGCUGGAUGCAGAGGGUCACAUUAAGAUUGCAGACUUCGGUAUGUGCAAGGAGAACAUUGUGGACGGUGUGACCACCCGUACAUUUUGUGGAACGCCAGACUACAUCGCUCCAGAGAUAAUAGCAUAUCAGCCAUAUGGUCGUUCUGUGGACUGGUGGGCUUAUGGAGUCCUGUUGUACGAGAUGCUGGCGGGUCAGCCUCCAUUUGAUGGUGAGGAUGAAGAUGAACUUUUCCAGUCCAUUAUGGAGCACAAUGUCUCCUACCCUAAAUCCAUGUCUAAAGAAGCAGUUUCCAUCUGCAAAGGACUGAUGACAAAACACCCUUCAAAGCGUCUGGGCUGCUGCCCAGAAGGGGAGAGAGAUAUUCGUGAACAUGCUUUCUUCCGUCGGAUUGACUGGGAACGCCUGGAAAACAGAGAAAUACAGCCUCCAUUCAAACCUAAAGUGUGUGGAAAGGCGGCAGAGAACUUUGACAAGUUCUUCACACGCACACAGCCACAACUGACCCCUCCUGAUGAGCUGGUUAUCGCCAACAUCGACCAGGCCGAAUUCGAUGGAUUUUCCUUCAUCAACCCUCAAUUCGUCCAUCCCUCCAUCACCACCACUGAAUAAAAUGGGAAAAGGAGGGAAUGAAUGUGAUUCUACCUACUACCCCAAAACUCUGCCCUUGCCUUUACCCUUUUAUCUGACAAAUGUUAAACCAAAACCACAAUUAUCUCAAAUUAUGUCCUGUCUUUUUUGUUUAAAAAUCUGGCAAUUAUUUUUUUGCAUUUUUCACAUCAUUUCAAUGUAGGCCAGUCGAAGAGUUUACCUUAAAGAUUGAAAAUAGAUUGAGAGAUUUUGUUUUUAAAAACUCAGUAACACUUUAAACUGGUUAGGAAGGGCUGUUUACAUUACAAACUGAUCAUCUGACUUAGUGCAGACCAGUUUUUAAAAGUCUAGAAGGCCGUCUUAUCUCAAGCCACUGGUGGCUGGCACAGCAUGAUUUCACCACAUCUGCCCGAAGCCCCAUAGGAGAUACAGAGUUGUGUGCUUCCUAAGACAGUCUUCCCAUUCAGGGUUUCUAAAGGUAAUCGCCAAAGCCGAUGGGGUUUCUGUCUUCCCCUUAGCACUAUACCAAUUUACCUAUUUACAGAAUUACUUCUGGUGUCAGUUUCAGCAGUCACUUUUUGGAGUCUCCAGUGUUUUCUCAUUGUAAGUGUCGUUAAAUGUUUUAAAUAAAAUGCUAAACAUCUCUCAGUCUAAUAUUUGCACAUAUUUCAGGUAUGGCAUGACAACUUGGCACACCAUUUUAACAACUUGUUUGCUUUUUCUGUUUGUUUUAUGGUAAAAAAGCAUGCCGAGAGUUUCUGCAGUCCACAAGCAGACAGAGCUGUGGAUGCAUGAGAUGUUUUGAAAGGUUUCAUGUUUCAACAUAGUGUUUUGCGUUUUUAAAUUUAAUUUUUUUAUUUAAUUUAUGUUGUUCCAUAUAAAAUUGUUUUAUUUCAUGGUAAACAGAUAUACACUUUUACCCAUAAAAAAAAAAGACAGAAUAUUAAAGGUAUUACCUCGUUAUCCCUUUAAUUCACCAAGUGUUUUUAAAAUAUCCUCUUUUUUGCCAUAGUGUAAAAUGUCCUGGGAACAUUUGUGUGUGUGUGUGUGUGUGUGUGUGUGUGUGUGUGUGUGUGUGUGUGUGCGUAUGUGUGUAUUUUGAUUUGGUAAUUAGGGAUAUUACAAGAGGGAGAAAUAUUUAAGUGUUGGCAUUUAUGUCAAGAUCUAAUUAUGUUGUUCUUAAACUAUCAUUGUCUGCAUACAGUAUAAGUAAAUAUUGAAUACUAAAUGUUAAUCUCUGCUAUACCUGCAGAAUUACCUUUACAUCAUUAUGUUUGGAUUUAACAUAAUUGAUUGUAAAUUGUAACAUCGUUAUGUCAUAUUUCUCCUCUUGCUGCUUCAACAUUUCGGUUGUACUUAAUAAUACAUGCUAUUUAAACAGUAAAGAACCUUUUUAUACCAACUAAAUGUGACUUCAUUACAUUACAAAGGUGAAAUUUCUGUGACAUUAGGGCAAAUUUAAAACGAGUUUGCAUUAACUGUUAAAGGGAAAGUUCAUUUAGAAAUAGAAAUUCUGUCAUUUAUUCGCACUGAAGUUGUUCCGAACCUGUAUGGGUUUUUUUCUUGUGUUGAACACAAAAGAUAUGUUGAAGAAUGUUUGUAACUAAACAGUUGCCGGUAGCCAUUAAUUUCCAUAGUAUUUUUCCCAUACUAUGGAAGUCAAUGGCUUGCAACUAUUUGGUUACCAGCAUGAGUAAAUGAUGAUGUAUGUAAAUGAUGAGUAAAUGAUGACAGAAUUGUCAUUUUUGCAUGAACUAUCCCUUUACCAUAAAACUGAAGUACUAUUAUCGAUUAGUUUAAAUGUUUUUAGUAACUUUCAUAGUCCACUUUUAUGAUCAUUGUCCCUUUUAAAUGUGUAAUUUUGUAUUAACCAUAUCGUUACACAGUCAGCUACUAUAAGGAUAUUAUUCAGGUAGAUAUUUGUGUAAUUGUUGUUAUCAUUGGUGUGUAUUGAUGUAAACAUUGUAACAUGACAUGGAAAUGACCUUGUACUUUGCAUAAUGAAAUCAUUUACAAAUGUGCUUUCGCCAUACGAUUUUCCAACUGUACUUUGUCAAAACACCUUUGCUUUUGGCUGUUUUAAUGUGACCUGAUUGGAUUCUAUGGUUUUGAAGUGUGAGCUGAUUGGCUGCUGUCGUCCUACUAUGGUCUGAUAACUUGCCUUUGCUUGCAUGUUUUGGUAUGAAAAUCCACUUGAAAAGAUUUGUGUGUAUUUAUGAAGAAUGUUUUGCUAUCAGUGGAAUAUAAAAUUGAGAUUAUAAACUUAUUACAGCAUGGAGUAUGAACAAGGCAGAUACAUAUUAAAUAUUUUUCUCCUUUCACAUAUUUAAUAGUGUAACUCUGAAUUUCGAUUAUUUUAAUGUCUUGAUAUUGUAAAUUUUGAUAGAUUCUGUAUGUUCUUCUUCCCAUCUUUUUCUGCUGUUAGGAGUAAUUACGUAGUAAAUUUCUGAAUUAGAUGAAAAUCACACAUGGGACAAUCGGCUUGAUUAGAUUUUAGAUUACAGGUGUCAGUUUUCUUCUAGCACUAAUAUACUUACUAGUUUUAUGUUUUCCCCCUCUUUUUUGUCACAUAAAGGCAAAUAUAUUGAGAUGUGGCACCAUGCCUGUAGUAUAGAUCAGCUCAGUUCUGUCUUCUCUUUUAUUUCUAUGAUUUAUUGAUGUUGAUCUUGCCGUAAAACCCCUUCAGUGCUAAAAACUAAUCUUUGUUAAAAUUGUAUGCAGACUCCAAUCUUUCUUUCUUUUGUUGGUUCUUUCCAAAAAAACUGCUUUGCGUCAGUGCCAUGCUGAACCCAGCAGGACCAGCGUUGCCAUAACGAUGUUUGCCAGUAUUGAAUCCAGUAUUUUGUGCACUGGUCUCAUGUAGCCAUACUGUUAACUGAAUGCUGUUACUGCUCUUAAGAUUGCAGUACAGCAUCUCUUGCUCCGUGUAUCUGCCAUUCAAACAUGUGCACUACCUUGGCUGUUGUAAAGAAUGUUGCAUAGGCAUUUCUUAAAAACAGGUUUAACAUGGCAUGCUUUGAGUUUCCUCUACUGUAAGAUGAUCCAACUGCCUUACCCUAUUCUUUCUGUUCCUAUGCUGCUGAAUUAAUGAUGGAAUACAAAUGGAUGAAUGAACUGCUAAUAUUUUUGCUUGUUUCUUUGCCUCAGUCGUUUGGCUUACCCUUAAAGGAAAAGUUCACCUAAAUAUGCUGUAUCUGCUUCUUUAGUCAGGUCUUGUCAUCAGUUAUAAUUAAUUUAGAAUUAUUUCUACACCCAGAUUCUAAAAACAAGGUGGAAUUACCUAACUAGUUUUUGUGUUUGUCGAAGAGGAGAGAAGAACUUUGCUCCUCAUCUUAUAAUAUUUUUUCAUUACUUUGUGUUAUUCUUUAUGUGUAGAUUGGUUGGUACAUCACCCUGUUGUCCUUUUGCUUUGUGUGAUUCAGUCCACCUGUUUUAUUUUCAUCUGUUGAGUUUUUCAUUUUCAUUUAGAGGACAGAAUCAACAGAAUGCCUUAUUUUGCUCUCUUUCUGCCUCUCAAAUAGCAAGGUCCUGAAUUGAACCCAAAGUCUCUUUUCUUAUACAUACUAAUAUUGAUCCAUAGCAUAUAAAUAAACAAAGUAAAAUGUUGUAUUUUGUAGCUGUGCAUGUUACCCCUGCCUUUGUUGUCUUUACAGAAUAUAUGCUUUUCCACGCAAUCUUUGUUGCGAUUUAUACCUAAUGUAUGAUACUGCAAAUAAAGAAGG
This is a messenger RNA of Labeo rohita (rohu), 5926 nucleotides long. It is a transcript of the gene prkcaa, whose product is annotated as protein kinase C, alpha, a. NCBI's taxonomy places the organism in Eukaryota, Metazoa, Chordata, Actinopteri, Cypriniformes, Cyprinidae. The record is from RefSeq and is a predicted model, not a curated record. Gene Ontology annotation, biological process: protein phosphorylation. Gene Ontology annotation, molecular function: zinc ion binding; ATP binding; diacylglycerol-dependent serine/threonine kinase activity.